AUGAGUGAUACCGGGGCUGGGUUGACGUGUCACACCGCGCCGGGCGUGGUGUUCGAUACCAUGGAUGCGCUGAAGCUGCAUUACAAAUCGGAUUGGCAUCGGUACAACUUGAAGCGCGGCGUCGCCGGUUUGCCGGUGGUCGGGAAGGACUUGUUCGACCGCGUGAUGACGCAAGCGGCGGCGCAGGAGGCGGCGAGUAAGAAGAGGUCAGAAGGAGGGACGGCUAAGGCGGGAAAAUCGCAUCUGAAGCGCAAGGAUGAGCUUCCGAGAAGCGUGUUGCGGGCGCAGCGAUUCGAGAAGUGGGCCGAGGCGCACAAGGAGACGCUGGCCAAGGUGGACGCGUACAUCGCGCGGGGAGAAGAGGUUCCGGAGGCGUUGUUGGAUGAAAUCUCGCGACGACGAGGCGAAGAGGAUGACGACGACGACGACGUGGACGAGUACGAUGGUGAAUGGGAAGAAAUGGACGAAGAUGAAACGCAAGAGGCGCUGGCGAACAUCGAACGCGCCGCGCAAGAGGCGGAGAGUAGCGAUGAAGAUAUGGACGAUGACGCCCCGGCAUUUUCCAUGGAAGAACUCACGAAUGGUCCAGUGCGUCUGGCCGACAACGGCUACGAACUCAUCAUUAUCGGCGCCGAUGGAAAGGCAAAGCGCAUCGGUCCGCGAGAGUUUCGACGAUACUACAAGCAAAAUCACCGUCCGAGCGACAGUCGCGAUUCUGUUCGCGCCAACGCUCGACACGCCGGCAUGCAAGUUUCAAGCGACGGCGUUUGUCGUGGUAGUGGCGGUGGAAUCACUCGCAGAGACUACCCGACGUUGCCAACCCAAAUUUCCUUGGUGCACCGUCGAGCGCAGCGCGCCUUGCGCAAGUACCAAGGCGACCUCAUGGUCAUGGGUGGAAGCGCGAACAAGAAGUUUGACAUGAGCGGCCGCAAUGCCAAGACCAAGCUUCCGAAGGCGUGCCCGUAUUAA
Messenger RNA from Ostreococcus lucimarinus CCE9901, 969 nucleotides. RefSeq lists its product with no specific name. Gene Ontology annotation, biological process: ribosomal large subunit biogenesis. Gene Ontology annotation, cellular component: preribosome, large subunit precursor. Bases 1 to 969 code for a protein of 322 amino acids. NCBI's taxonomy places the organism in Eukaryota, Viridiplantae, Chlorophyta, Mamiellophyceae, Mamiellales, Bathycoccaceae. The record is from RefSeq and is a predicted model, not a curated record. The transcript has 2 exons.